CUUUUCCCCCACACCCCAACCAACAUUUUUCAUUUUCCUCCCAACCCAAAACCCUAACUACUAAGUAACUCGUCUCCCUAGCAGGCGUAGCAGCGACCCAAACUCCCAAAGUCACAUCUGCGAUCUGCCACUGACCAGCCGCCAGCGACGCUGCGACGCUGCGACGACGGCCCACGGCCAAUCCCCACCGCGACGGCGACCAGCACGGCAGCACCCAUCAGGCAGUUCGCACUUCGCAAGGGUUGGAAUCCUGGAUACGCCACUGCAUGGAGGCGCAAAGCAAUGUCGAUGAAGCGCCGAAACAGAGGACUAAACACAAGGGUAAACACGACAAAGAUAAGCCAUGGGAUGACCCGAGUAUCGACCAUUGGAAAGUUGAAAAAUUCGACCCUUCUUGGAAUGAAACUGGCAUGCUCGAAGUCAGCUCCUUCUCUACCAUUUCCCCCAAAUUUGCAGAAAAAUAUUUGCAAGAUGUUUGGCCAACUGUGAAGGCUGCUUUGCGUGAGCAUGGUAUUGCAUGUGAGCUUAAUUUGGUUGAAGGAACUAUGACUGUUUCAACAACUAGGAAGACCAGAGAUCCAUACAUUAUAGUGAAAUCAAGGGACCUCAUUAAACUUUUAUCAAGAAGCGUUCCUGCACCUCAGGCAAUCAAGAUAUUGGAUGAUGAAAUGCAAUGUGACAUAAUCAAGAUUGGUAAUUUAGUGAGAAAUAAGGCUCGCUUUGUCAAACGGCGGCAACAUCUUCUUGGUCCUAACAAUUCUACUUUGAAGGCACUUGAAAUCUUGACAGGCUGCUACAUCCUUGUUCAGGGAAACACAGUAGCAUCUAUGGGAUCUUUUAAAGGAUUGAAACAAGUCAGAAGAAUUGUAGAAGACUGCAUACAGAACAAAAUGCAUCCAAUAUAUCAUAUCAAGAUUCUCAUGAUGAAGAAGGAACUCGCCAAGGAUCCCACCCUUGAAAACGAGAAUUGGGAUAGGUUUCUGCCGCAGUUCAAAAAGAAGAAUGUUCAGAAGAAGAAAGGUAAGGGUAAGGAGAAGAAACCGUAUACGCCAUUCCCCCCUCCACAACAGCCUAGCAAGAUUGACCAACAACUGGAGACUGGCGAGUACUUCUUGAGUGAGGAAAAGAAGUCGGCGAAGAAGUGGCAAGAAAAGGAAGUAAAACAGGCUGAGAAAUCAGCUGAAAACAAACGAAAAAGAGAGGCUGCCUUUAUUCCACCUGAGGAGCCUGUGAUGCAAGGCCAUAAGAGUUCAACAGAUGAUAAAACUGAUGUCAACGCCAUGGCACAGUCAUUGAAGCAAAAAGCAAAAGAAAUUGUGAAGCAGAAAAAUGUCAAGAAUCUGGAUCCUCAAGCUUAUAUAGCUGGUUCAGAAGCACCACCCUCAAAGAAAAAGAUGAAGAAGUCCAAAUCUUAACCGAUGAAUCUUGGACUUCUUGUCAUUGAUUGUCCAACAUACUGAACAUCGUUUCACUGAGUAGUCCAUGUUUGUCAAUUUUGAUCUCAGUGAGACUAACUUAAAGCGUGAACAUUAGAUUAGGUCAAUGUGGAUUUCAUAGUCCAAAAGUCCAACUCCAGUUUGUAAUCAAGAAAAAGAAAUCUUCCAUCCAAAACCCAGCCAGAUGUCUUCACUUCACCGUAUUUUCUAAAUUUAUAGUAAACCUGGGUGUUUCAUCGUCCAAACACUUCUAUUUAUUUGACAAUAUAAGGAGACACUUUUGCCUAAAUGAACAAAUUUUUGUACUCAA
This is a messenger RNA of Beta vulgaris subsp. vulgaris (sugar beet), 1746 nucleotides long. RefSeq names its product KRR1 small subunit processome component homolog. The transcript is spliced from 13 exons. Gene Ontology annotation, cellular component: nucleolus; small-subunit processome. The record is from RefSeq and is a predicted model, not a curated record. Gene Ontology annotation, molecular function: RNA binding. NCBI's taxonomy places the organism in Eukaryota, Viridiplantae, Streptophyta, Magnoliopsida, Caryophyllales, Amaranthaceae. The coding region runs from base 267 to 1415 and encodes 382 amino acids.